Messenger RNA from Gastrolobium bilobum, 381 nucleotides. RefSeq names its product putative cell wall protein. The transcript has a single exon. NCBI's taxonomy places the organism in Eukaryota, Viridiplantae, Streptophyta, Magnoliopsida, Fabales, Fabaceae. Bases 1 to 381 code for a protein of 126 amino acids. The record is from RefSeq and is a predicted model, not a curated record.
AUGGCUUAUAAAGCUUCCUCUUUCCUUGCAUUUCUUCUCAUCUCAAACAUCAUGCUUGCCACUACUUGGCAAGCGGUUGCUGGACGCCACAUUAUUCCAAAGAUCUCAAACACUCAAGACAAGAAGGAACCCCAGUUUUUCUUUAAGUCUGAUGGUAGUGUAUAUAUUCCAGGCAUUGGGCGAGUAGGAUUGCCACCACCACUGUUUGGUGUAACACCUCAAAAUCCAUACACUGGUGGCAGCGGAGGAGCUGGAUCAGGAUCAGCACCAGCUGGUCAUAGUUAUGUUCCAGGUGGUGAUGACACUUUUGUCCCAAACCCCGGUUUUGAGGUUCCAAAUCCUGGCAAUGGUGGUGGUGUUCCAAAUGCAGUUCAUCCAUGA